UACAGCUGGCGGCAAAGCCGCUCCGCCGUGUACCUGUCGCUGCCGUUGCGCGGCGUUCGGGUCACCCCCGCCAACAUCUUCUGCGCUGAGCAGUACUUGAAGGUAUGCGUCCCUCCCUUUUUGUUUGAAGCAUUUUUAUAUGCUCCUAUUGAUGACACAAACAGCACGGCAAAGAUUGGAAAUGGAGUAAUUUUCUUCACUUUGUAUAAAAAGGAAGCGGCUAUGUGGGAUUCCCUCACUCUAGCAAAUGCUAACAAGGAGAAGCUGCAAUAUCUGAGAGAGAAUGCUGUUCUAAAAGCCCAUGAAAAGGCAAAAGAAGAGACAGAAGCAAAAAAAGUUACAAAACAGGAACACAAAAAAUAUGCUUUGGAGGCCACAAUGAAGCUAGAAGAAGCAGAAAGAAAAAGAAUUGAAGAUCUGAAAGAGAAGGAGCGGCAGAAGGUCACUGAGGAGUUGGAGUUAUGGAAAAAACAGCAAAGUGAUGCCGAGAAACAAAACAGGAUACAAAAAGAAGGGGCACUACAUCGAGUAGAGCAAUUCAGUGAGAAGAAAAAGGAAAAAAUUAACAACACUAGGAUUCCUAAUGAAGGAACUUCUAAGACCAGACUUAAACCUACUAAAGGUCAUGGUUCCAAUAGUAUGUUUUCAGAAAAUUUGAAGGACGAACAGUUACCAGCUCCUCGAUCUGCUGUUACCAUUAAAAUCAACUUUACAUCACGAGUUUUUCCUACACCUCUGCGAGAAUCUUGUGUUGCAGAGGAGGAGGAGUGGCUGUGUAAACAAGCAGAAGCUCGAAGAACAGUAAAUGCUGAUUUGUCUGAGCUGGAAGAUUUAAAAGAAGAGGAGAAAAAUCCAGAUUGGCUGAAGGACAAAGGAAACAAAAUGUUUGCAACAGGAAACUACCUUGCAGCUGUAAACGUGUAUAACCUUGCAGUACGGCUAAACAAUCGUCUCCCCCUGCUGUAUCUGAAUCGUGCUGCUUGCCACCUUAAACUGAGAAAUUUCCAUAAAGCUAUUGAAGAUUCCUCUAAGGCACUAGAACUGCUGACACCACCUGUUCCUGAUAAUGAGAGUGCUCGAGUAAAAGCAUAUGUGAGACGUGGAACAGCAUUUUGUCAGCUGGAGUUAUAUACUGAAGGUCUCCUGGAUUAUGAAGCAGCUCUCAAGAUUGAUCGUGAAAAUAAAACUAUAGAAGAAGAUGCUGAGAAAAUCCGGCACCUAAUUCAAGGAAGAAUGCAAGAUUCUUAA
This is a messenger RNA of Apaloderma vittatum (bar-tailed trogon), 1248 nucleotides long. It is a transcript of the gene DNAAF4, whose product is annotated as dyslexia susceptibility 1 candidate 1. The record is from RefSeq and is a predicted model, not a curated record. The transcript is spliced from 9 exons. The annotation marks the transcript as partial. NCBI's taxonomy places the organism in Eukaryota, Metazoa, Chordata, Aves, Trogoniformes, Trogonidae. Gene Ontology annotation, biological process: heart development; outer dynein arm assembly; inner dynein arm assembly. Gene Ontology annotation, molecular function: nuclear estrogen receptor binding.